CUGACGAGUUUCCCAGGCCCACUCGCAUGUGCGCUUAGCCGUGUACAUGUUUUGCAUGGAAGAUGCUUUAUCGUUAUUAGGGUAAGAUGCAAGGGUUUGAUGGCAUGUAUACUUAAGAGGUGGACCGCAGAAAAAUGUUUCUAAACUGUUCCUCGAAAAGUUGGUCUUGAGAAAAAAGAAGCCUCUUGGCUUGCGACGACAGAUGCGCAAUGGCAUUGGGUAUCGUAGAGCCGAAGACGAGCGUGCAGCCGCCCGGUACGGAAUAUCUGGUCGACACAGCACAGACCAGCGGCGAGCAUCAGUAUGAACAUGCACACUUCAAGCACGGAAAGGGCAAGAAACAAGAUAUUGUCUUAGUUCCCCAACCCUCCGAUGAUCCGGACGAUCCGCUCCUUUGGCCGAUAUGGAAGCGCGAAGCUGCCUUCGUGGUGCUGUUCUUUAACAGCAUCAUUUUCGCCGCUUGUCCUGGUCCAAUGAUAGCCCCCGCGACCGUCGCAUUGGCAACGCAGCUUGACGUUCCGGUCAAGAAAGUGGCACAGCUUUCCGGCUACCAGCUCCUCGUAGUUGGUGCACUCGGCCCUGUCGUAUCCGUUCUCGCGGAGAAAUACGGAAAACGUCCCCAGUUCCUCUUCGCAAGUCUACUCGGCACCCUCGGUACUGGGAUAUGCAUCGCAGGGUUCGACCAAUCCAGCCUCUCCAAGUCCUACAGAGUGCUACUUACAGGACGCAUGAUUCAGGGACUCGGUACGACAGCCUACGAGUCCCUCGCAGUGGCAGCAAUCGGCGACAUGUUCUUCCUACACCGACGCGGAAUACGUACCUCUCUGCUCGUCUUGACGACCGCUUGCCUUGCGUCCUUUGUCGCCAUCUGCGCAGGCCACAUGUUCGAAGUACUCGGGGCGCGCAACUUGUUUGUCGUCUUGUUGCCUUUGCAACUUUUUGGAUUUGUGUGCUCGUUCCUCUUCAUUCCCGAGACGCAGUUCCGACGUAAUGAGAGGCAGGGUGGUAUGGCAACGGAGCAAAAUGGACUCACAGUCCAGGAUAAAGCGGAAGCCAGUACGCACUCCAUAACGCGGGACCCCGCCAUGUCGACUGUGAAUUCUACCACUCCGAAACGUACCUUCGUCCAAGACCUGCGCCUGACAUCUGGCGUCUACAACCAUGACAGCAUCCUCAAACUUUUGGGUCGCAUCUUCGUCCAUCUACUUAACCCCGCUAUCGUAUGGAUCACGUUGGUGGCCGCCAUCUUGAUUUCCUUCUUCGUCGGCACCGCCUACACCCUGGCGCAGAUUUUUUCGCCUCCUCCCUACCUACUCACCGUCAGUCAGAACGGCUACUUCUUCACCGGCGCACUGCUCGGAGGUAUUCUCGGGGUGAUCUCCGGUCCGCUCUGCGAUUUCUCCGCCAAGACUCUUUCGCGCCGCAACAAAGGCGUUUUCGAAGCCGAAUUUCGUAUCCCCGUUAACAUCCUUGCAGUCACCAUGCUAGCUGUCGGAUGGUUUACCUUCAUGUGGGCGCUGGAGCGCCCCACGCUGAAGGGCGGUGUGUAUCUCUGCUCGUUUUGCUAUGGCGCGGUGUGCUUUGGGACGAGUGUCGCCGGGACGAGCACCGGUCUGUAUAUUCUAGACGCGUUCCGUCCUUACGCCACCGAGAUUUUCAUCUUGCAGAUGAUGAUUAAGAAUUUCCUAUUUUACGCGUUCUCGACGUUCAUCAAUGAAUUUGUGGCGGCGCAUGGCCCUGCGAAUAUGGCGAAAGUUUGGGGGAUAAUCACGGUCUGUGGGUUUGUGACGUGUGUGCCGAUGUAUAUGUUUGGAAAGGUGAAUAGGUCAUGGGUGCAUCACAUAUACGUGAAGUAUCUGGGGGAUAAGUGAAGGAGUAAGAACUGGGUGCGCAGAUGUUUUAAGUGGUGUGAUAGACUGGCGAGCACACAUGCGAGAAGCACAGGUCCUUAAAAUUUCAUGCUGGUGUUGGAGACUACGCACGAUGUCACCGGUCGAGUUAAAUA
Molecule: messenger RNA, 2005 nt
Organism: Paraphaeosphaeria sporulosa
Lineage: Eukaryota; Fungi; Ascomycota; Dothideomycetes; Pleosporales; Didymosphaeriaceae
Product: serine/threonine kinase 16
Exons: 7
Coding region: 210-1871 (553 amino acids)
Biological process (GO): transmembrane transport
Molecular function (GO): transmembrane transporter activity
Source: RefSeq, a predicted model, not a curated record